GAUUAAUUAAUUACCUGGGUGGUAUCUAAACAGUUUAUUCUGUAACAUUAUAGAAAACAAUUUAUACUAUUAGGAGGCCUAAAAAACUGACUUCACUGGGUAUGUCAGAUGAAAAAAAGUAUUAAUUGAUCAAAAGGAAAAUUACAUUUAUGUUAUCCAGAAUAUUUGUCUGUAGUUGUAUUAUCAGGCCAACAAUGUAUAUUUGCUUGAUCUCUGAUGAAUUUUUAUUUUUCUCUGUGGAAUCUUUAUAUUGGUUUUCAAUGUUAACCACAGAAUUACAUAAUUCUCAAUGGAAGUGUAAAUAUCCACAAAGAUUUUUUUUCUCUUGGAUUCUUUUCUCCAAGCAUUGAUUUCACUUUCAACUUUUCUGAAAUGACAUGCAUGUUUAGAAAUAGCAUACAGUAUAAUAAUUUACCUUCAAACUGGACAUUUCUUAUAUUUUACUCAAUAUUAACUAUAAUUACUCAAUAAGCAACAUAGUAGCCUGAGAAUCCUUGCAAGGAGCUUUUAAUUGUUUGAUUUAGAAUACCAUAAAGUCAAUUUACCUAGCAGUUAAGGUCUGGAAAGACAGAAGUGACCAUCUCUUUUCAAAGAAUGUUUAAGUCAAGAAAGCAGAGAUUUAUCCAAUUCCUUUCUGUAUGAAUUUUGCUUAUGCGUGCCUUCAGACCAGUUCUAACUUCAGGCAACUGUCUGGAUUAUAUUGGCAAGAUUUUCAGAAAUGAUUUGUUAUUGUCUUCUUGCCAAGGCUGGGAGAGAGUAACUGCACUAAGUUUAUCAAGUUGACUUCCUGUUUCACAGUCUCUCAGUUUUCAGCCUGAUGCCUUAAGCUUUAUACCAAAUCAAUUCUCUUCUGCCUGGCAAUUGCAGUAAAAUCAAUUGGUUUUAUAGUACUUAACAAUUAAAUAGAUUUAUUAGAGCAUAUAUUUUUAUGCAAGUGUUAGAACUCAAGUUAAAUAAUGUCAGGCAGGCAUUAGAACAUUGCAAUAGCCCAAUCCUCUAAGGAAAGGGUUAGGCAGAUAGUAGAAAGAGUAGGCAAUAUUGUAAGAACAUAAUGUUGCAAAAAAGUAUUUCUGGGACUUUCCACAUAACAUGGCUUACUUGGGAAAAAUGCCCAGUUUGCUUGAAUCUUAAAGACAGGAUUGCCUUUCCUAAUAUAUGAGAAAUAUGUUGUCUUCCAAUAGCAUUUAUGUUCCAUCAUGUAUGCUUUACUUUUAAUCUGGAAUGCCUUUUAAUUUUUUUUAGAGAAUGUAGAGGCUUUUUAUACAACCAAGUACUUAAAUGCCUUAGGGAAUUAUGGGAAGUAGAAAAUAAGAUUUCCACCAGGACUCAAAAAAGUCUCCAAUUUUUCUUUUUUCAUCUACUCAGUUAGUGUAUUUUUCCUGAGGAAAUAUCUUCUUGAGCUCAGUUAAAACAUGCAUAGGAUUACACAUUAUCAUAAGCUUUCAUUCCACAGGUUGCCCUUUUACAGUUAUUGAAAUUGAUAAUUGUUUUUUAUAAACCUCUGAAUAGUUACUAAUUACUUAUUUUUUGCAGGACUCAUAAGGAAGAAUUAACCUUACCAGCAUCUUUUAAACUACAUGCUGUUACUUUCUCAAUGACGUCUUAGUGGUCAAACAGAUUUUAUAAUAUACUUAUGAUCCCGACUUUUUAGAUUAACCUGCUGUUUUGACCAACAUGUUUCAUUCUACUAAGAAAAACAUUUUGAAUUGUUUUAUCUGCAAUGAAGUGGUCAGUUGUGAAAAACAACAAAAAAGAUUUACUAAAGUAGAUUGUGUUCUUAUUAUUUUUGGGCUUGUGGUUUAUAUAUCUGAUGUUGGAACAGAUCUCUGGACGGCAAAGAACUUUUUGUGUGAAGGCCAGUACUUGAAAGGCAUCCUAAUACUGUCCACAGGACUGUUUUCAUCAAUAAUUAUUCAGUUUUUCAGUUGUACCUGGUUUAAAGAAGAUGAGACUGAAAAGCUUAAUUGGAAGUUUUAUCUAUUCCAUUCUUUAUGUGGUGGAAUUUUUACACGAUACUGUUUCACAUUAAAAUUUGGAUAUGAGGCUGCAUUUAUAUCAAACAGUUCCACCAACAACAACUUAUGCAUCAGUGCAAUGGCUGAUAUAAGUAUGCUUCAGGUAUUUAAAGCCUUCUUGGAAAGCACACCCCAGCUUAUCCUUCAGAUCCACAUUGUGAUGGCAUCUGAUGAUUCUUCUUUUUAUCAAUAUGUUUCCAUCGCUUUGUCUUUCUGCAGCAUUUCCUGUGCAACAGUGAACUAUCAGAUAGUUUUGCGAAAAUCUCUGCCUGAUAAAAAUGAAUUUAGUGGGGUAUUUUGCAAACUUAUAUAUCUUGUCUAUAAACUGAUGACAUUAACUUCUUGGAUACUUACCAUUAUUUUACUCACAAUGUUGAACAUUACAGGUUCUAUUGUUCUGCUAAUUUUUCUUUGGUUUGGGAAUCUAAGCUGGGUGACAAAGCAAAACACUGAAUUUUGUAAAUUUAAAGCAACAGAAUAUGUUUACAGAAUGAUUGUGGCAAUUAUUCUCAUUUUUACCUUUUUUAAUAUCAAGGGAGAAGACACAAAAAUUGUCCAAAUUGUUUAUUAUGUUUUUCGAAUAAUUGUAAGUGUAAUUAUACUGUGCAUAUGUGGGUACUGGAAAUCAUUACUUGAUGAAAAAAUAUAUUUGUCAACAUGGAUUGUUGCAACUGUAAUCUUCCUAAUAUUAGGUAUUAUUUUUCUUAUUAUAUAUUAUACCCUUUUUCAUCCUAGUACCUAUUGCACACAAGACGAAGUUGAUGGACCAGGAGUAGAAAGAAAAGAACCCUGCAGAUUUAGUAAAUUUCUGAUACAAUAAAGGAUGCUAGAUUUGGUCUGAAAAAAUCUGUAUGAUUGUUAGAUGGCAAUAUGUAGUUUUGGAAACUUUGGAACAGUGUUUAAAAGUCUGAUUUUUCCAGACAUUCAAACCUAUUUUGCUCCUUGACAUUCAGGUAGGAUCAGUAUGUUUUUCAUUAAUUUAUUUUCAUCGGAUCUUUUUUCUCACUCUCAGCUGACAACCCUCCUCACAGACUUGUUGUGGAGAAAAUAAAAGAAGGGGGUAUUGUGCAUGCUAUCUUGGGCCAAGCAAAAUAUAAAUCUAAUUAAUAAAUAAUGGGAAGAUGAUACAUGGUCCUCUCAAUACUGUCACUAGUAAUCUUUGCCUUUUAAUGUGAAGAUUGAAAGAAUGAGUACAGGUAGUUCUUGACUUACAACAGUUCAUUUAGUGACCAUUCAAAGUUAAAACAGCACUGAAAAAAGUGACAUGACCGUUUUUAACACUUACAAUGAUUGCCGCAUCCCCAUGGUCACAUGAUCAAAAUUUAGAAGCUUGGCAACAAAGUCAUAUUUAUGAUGGUUGCAUAAAUAUGGUUGUUUAGGAUCACAGGGUCAUGUGAUUACCUUUUGCAACCUUCUGACAAGCAAAGUCAAUGGGGAAGCCAGAUUCAUUUAACAAUUGUGUUACUAAGUUAUCAGCUGCAGUGAUUCACUUAACAACUGUGAAAAGAAAGGUCAUAAAAUGGGGCAAAAUUCAUUUAACAACUGUCUCACUUAGCAACAGAAAUUUGGGACUAAUUGUGUUAGUAACUCGAGGACUAAGUCGAGAUCUAAAGUAGGGACGUAGGACUCUUGAAUGUCCCCAAGAUCCUUUCAGAGACCACAAAAUCAUUAUUUGCCUGCUUAUGUUGAAAAAUAAUACAAUUUUAAAAUCAUGUCAACAAAUGUAACAAAUGGUAGUGUUAGCUUAUGCAUCAAUUUUAAUUUUAAUACAGUAAAUAUAGAUAAAUAUAACCCAUACAGACAAAAGCCCUUUUGGGUCUUCCAUAAUUUUUAAAAGUGGGAAGGGGUCCUGAAUGAAAAAAUAUUGAUCUAUGACUUCCUCUGGGAACUCAAGAAGUUGUUUUGCAUGUUAUUCAAUGUUAAAGCCAUAAUAGCAUUUGUUUAAUUUUGCCUACCAUGUGUCAAAAACCUACUAUAUUAUAUGAUUUACAAAAUAUAAAUGUUUCACAAGAGAUGGGAACUAAUAGUGAACUAAUGUUGUAAUAUUGUAUUAAUCAGAAUUCAAUUAGAGGGAAUAAUAUGUGAAUAUAUGGGGUUUUAUAUGAUGCACCUUUUUAAAAGUCUUGAUUGUUCUGUGCUUUGUGGGGUUUUUUUGUCUUGGAUUUUUUUAGAGUUUUGUAUCUUGACCUUGUUUUGAAUAAAAUAAAAUAUAUAAUAAAAA
This is a messenger RNA of Crotalus tigris (Tiger rattlesnake), 4236 nucleotides long. It is a transcript of the gene XKR9, whose product is annotated as XK related 9. Gene Ontology annotation, cellular component: plasma membrane. The transcript has 3 exons. The record is from RefSeq and is a predicted model, not a curated record. The coding region runs from base 1675 to 2835 and encodes 386 amino acids. Lineage: Eukaryota; Metazoa; Chordata; Lepidosauria; Squamata; Viperidae. Gene Ontology annotation, biological process: phosphatidylserine exposure on apoptotic cell surface; apoptotic process involved in development; engulfment of apoptotic cell.